Lutra lutra (Eurasian river otter) is the source of this 1931-nucleotide messenger RNA. It is a transcript of the gene TSPAN10, whose product is annotated as tetraspanin 10. Gene Ontology annotation, cellular component: membrane. The record is from RefSeq and is a predicted model, not a curated record. NCBI's taxonomy places the organism in Eukaryota, Metazoa, Chordata, Mammalia, Carnivora, Mustelidae.
CGGCUCGCAGCUCACCCGGCCCUGGGUUGCAGAGCUCGCGGGACGGCUGAGGGCACUCCAGUGUCUGAGCUAGAGGCCCCUGGCCGGGGACCAGCACACCUGUCUGGGUGCAAAAUGGAGGAGGGGGAAAGGCGCCCCCUGCUGUCCCAGCACCUUGCCACAACUCCUUCCCCUCGUGUGUGUGAGGGGUGUGGGGGCGCACACUCUGAGAAAAGCACACACCCAGGCGAUGUGCCCACGGGGCCUUCAGCGCCUCUCCUGCCUCCCCCCUCCACCCGUGACCUGUGCUUCUUGCUGCUUCACCCCUUCCCCACUGCGGCCUAUGGUUCUGGAAGCAAGACAUUCACAGUGAACGAGGUUUCAAGGCAGAAUCGGAUGUGGGGAGCAGAGGGCAGCCUCUUCCAGGGCACCAGGGGCCAGGAGGAGCCCCUCCCCGCAAACAGCCCACUCACCGCAAGCCGCCAGGCGCCCCAAGAGGACCAGGUCUGGAGGGCAAGCCUUGGGGGAGACCCGGCCUCCUCUCUCCCCUUGGGAAGCAGCUGCCUGAAAUAUCUUAUCUUCCUGUUCAACUUCCUCUUCUCUCUGCUUGGUGCACUGGCUCUGGCCUUCGGGCUCUGGGGCUUGGCUGUCAAGGGGUCUCUGCGGGGGAGUGGGGGAGCGGCCCUGCCCAAAGACCCCUUGCUGGGACUGGCGCUGGGGGGGCUGGCGGUCAGUGCCGUGAGCCUGGCGGGCUGCCUGGGCGCCCUCUGCGAGAACGCUUGCCUGCUGCGCUGCUUCUCCGGUGGUCUCAUCGCCUUCUUGGCGCUGGAGGCGGUGGUGGGGUCCCUGCUGGUGGCCCUCUGGGGCCCACUGCAGGACGGGCUGGAGCCCACACUGCGUGCGGCCAUCACCCACUAUCAGGACAACGCGGACCUGCGCUUCCUCAUGGACCAGGUCCAGCUGGGGCUGCAGUGCUGCGGGGUGUCUUCCUACCGGGACUGGACGCGGAACCCGUCCUUUAACUGCAGCUCCGCGGGGGCCCAGGCUUGCGGCCUCCCGGCCUCUUGCUGCGUCAGCCCCAGGGGAGACGGAGCAGCUGGCCACGACCGGUGCGGCUUCGGAGCUCUGGGCCCGGAUGAAGCCGUUCAGAGGUGGGUGUACCUGGAGGGCUGUGGCCUUGCACUCCGAGGGUGGCUGCAUGGGAACAUCCAGGCUGUGGGGGCUUGGGCUGUCGCCACUGCGGUCGUCCAGGGCCUGGAGCUUCUGUUGGCAGCCCGGCUGGCGAGGGCCCUGGCUGUCCGCCAGGGGGUAGCAGGGAGCCCCAGAACCGCGGGGACAGAAAGGCCCCCCGCCAAACUGGCCCAGGGCUGACAGCCCGGUGGGACCCCCAGGGAAGGUGUCCGAGCAAGCGUCCUGCAUCUCAGACACUCUGGCCUCCUCACUCUGCUGGGUCUCCCGCCCCCCAGGGGUCCCUUUCCCGGAGGGUAGGGCAUGUCCACCUCCUUCCCAGUUCUGUUUGGGCCUGCGAGAACGAGUCCCUGCUCUGCCACCUGACCUCACUCCCUCGGAGACUUUUGCUCUCGACCACGGAGCACUUGCCAACCCCACGUGGCCUGCGUGAGCCGCCCCUGCCAGCGCCCACCUCCUACACGGGAUGCCACGGCUGCCCAGAGCAUAUGGGGCUCUCGGGGCCGGAUGCAAGCCUGCUGUCGAGCCCCCAACUCCAACUCACACUCCUGACCGUCGCCUCCAACCUCCGGCUCCGCACACCUAGGCUGCCUGCCUCCGACCCCAUUCUGACCCAGCCUCUGAGUGCCCCUCGCCGCCCCACUCCCUUCCCGCUGCCCAGCCCUCUCCGUCCACUGUGGUGGCUGAUGGCAAGGCCCUGACGGGAAUAAAUUUUGGUGAGCUGUAUCAUUGACGGCAAAUGGCACCCGUCUCAGUGGGCAGCC